This is a messenger RNA of Funneliformis geosporum, 2133 nucleotides long. The record is from the annotation of a GenBank genome assembly. Lineage: Eukaryota; Fungi; Glomeromycota; Glomeromycetes; Glomerales; Glomeraceae.
AUGGUCGCCGAAACAGCUCUUACAAAAGUAUCUAAACUUAUACGACAGUCAAUUCCCGGCGUUGACGAUGCGAUCGUAGAAUAUAUACUUGGUUAUUUAGAUGAAGCUCCUUCAGUGGUAGACGAAGAGGAUGCGAUCGGCGAUUUUAUUCGACCGAUUUUACUUGAUGCAUGUGGCGACGAAGAAAGAAUUCAACAACUUUGUGAAAAGUUAUCAAACCUUCUUAUCAAAAAUGAAAAUGAUCAGCCAAAUAAUAAUGUGCUUGCAAAAUUGAAACAGCCAGUAAACAUGCUCACAAACAAUUCCAUCUCUGCAACAGCACGUUUAGUGUCUUCAAGUGUAGAUCUGGAAGCCGUGAGUGGUAGAAAAGUUAAUACUAGAGUAGAUACUAAAAAAUUAGAAAAAGCUGAAGCAAAGCUCAAAGCUAAAAUAGAAAAACGCGAACGUAGAACUAAUUAUGAGGCCAGUAAAUUGAUUAAUAAAAGUGCAGAUAGUGAGUUUUAUAUGCAAGUAAAUCCAAUUCUUGAUUAUACGUCAACAAAAGGAAAGGUUAAGGAUGUUAAGAUUGAGAACUUUGAUAUUUCCUUUGGUGGUAAAAGAAUUCUCACAAAUGCCAAUUUAACGUUGGUAUUUGGUAGGCGUUAUGGUUUAGUUGGAAGAAAUGGUAUUGGUAAAUCAACUUUGCUAAGAACUAUGUCAAAAAGAGAGAUAGCUGUACCAACUCAUAUUAGUAUUUUGCAUGUUGAACAAGAGAUGAUUGGUGAUGAUAGAGAGGCAAUUCAAGCUGUAUUAAGUGCAGAUGUUUGGAGAGAACAUUUGUUAAAUGAAGAGAGAUCAUUAAAUGAACAAAUUGGUCAGCUUGAAACUUCAACUGAUCCUGAUAUUGAUGUAAAUAUAAUUGAGGAGGAGAAAAAUUCUUUAAAUUCAAAACUUAAAGAAGUAUAUCAAAAAUUAGAAGAUAUCGAAAGCGAUAAGGCGGAGUCUCGGGCUGCAGAAAUUUUAUCUGGGUUGGGGUUUCCGGCAGACAAACAUCGAAAUGCCACAAGGACAUUUUCUGGAGGUUGGCGUAUGCGUCUUGCAUUAGCUAGAGCUUUGUUUUGUCGUCCCGAUUUAUUAUUACUGGACGAACCGACAAAUAUGUUGGAUAUCCCCGCAGUUGCGUGGUUAGAACAAUACUUAAAAAAAUGGCCAAGUUCACUUCUUGUUGUAUCUCACGAUCGAGAAUUUCUUGAUGAAAUCGCGACAGAUAUUUUACAUCAGCAUUCAGAGCGGCUUGAUUUUUACAAGGGUAAUUUCACACAGUUCUAUUCUAAUAAAGAAGAACGUCGGAAGAAUCAUCAACGUGAAUAUGAAAGCCAAAUGCAAUUUAGGCAACAUUUACAAGAUUUCAUUGAUCGUUGGAGAUAUAAUGCAAAAAGAGCACCUCAGGCUCAAAGUAAAAUUAAAGUUUUGGAAAAACUUCCAGUUUUGGACCCACCAGAAAUAGAAGCUACUGUAACUUUCAGGUUCCCUAAUCCAGAUCCAUUAAGUCCGCCUAUUCUUCAAUUAACCGAUGUUAGUUUUAGAUAUGAUACGGGUGAUAACAUCAUUACAAAUGUUAGUCUCUCCGUUCAAUUGGAUUCUCGCAUUGCAGUUGUUGGCCCUAACGGUGCAGGUAAAUCAACACUACUCAAGUUAUUAACGGGCAUACUUGAGCCGCGAGUCGGUCAAUUACAUCGACACGGACGUCUUAGAUUUGCGCAUUUUAUGCAGCAUCACGUGGAUCAAUUGGAUCUUAAUACAAGCCCUACAGGUUUUAUGGCACAGAAAUUUCCUGGUAGAAGCGAAGAAGAAUAUCGUAGGCAAUUAGGAAAUUUUGGUAUUACGGGAAUGACCGGAUUACAGUCAUUAGAAACACUGUCCGGGGGUCAAAAAAGCAGACCUACCAACCAUCUUGAUAUGGAUUCAAUUGAUGCAUUGACGAACGCUCUUAGAGAAUUUAAAGGUGGUGUGAUUCUUGUUUCCCACGAUGAAAGGUUCAUAGAUUCUGUUUGUACGGAAAUUUGGGUUUGUGAAGGUGGAAAGGUAAGGAAGUUUGAAGGCGAAAACAUCAGACAAUAUAGAAAUACAAUCAUCCCAAAAGAGGAACCUUAA